AUGCCGUACGUAAAGGUACCUUGGCUUUCCCUUCCCAGGCUGCAAUUCCUGGUUUUCCACACGGAGGAGGUUCACGACAUGCUGAAGAUCUGGGACGGGCCCCAGGACAGCGGGAUCCUGCUGAGGGAGCUGAGCGGCUCCACCCUGCCUCCCGACAUCCACAGCACCUUCAGCUCCGUCACCUUGCAGUUCAACACCGACUUCUUCACCAGCAAGCAGGGUUUCGCGCUCCAGUUCUCAGUGUCCACAGCCACUUCCUGCAAUGACCCUGGGACGCCGGCCAAUGGGACACGCAGUGGGGACAGUCGAGAGCCAGGGGACUACGUGGUGUUCCAGUGCGAUCCCGGGUACUUCCAUCAGGGGGCGACCAAGAUCACCUGCGUGGAGAUCGACAACCGAUUCUUCUGGCAGCCAGACCCUCCUACCUGCACAGCCCCGUGCGGAGGGAGUUUAACUGGCCCGAUGGGACUCAUCCUGUCCCCAGAGUAUCCAGAGCCAUACCCUCAUGGCAAGGAGUGCGACUGGACCAUCACAGUGUCUCCAGACUACGUCAUUGCGCUGUCCUUCAACCACUUCAACCUGGAGCCGGGUUAUGAUUUCCUCCACAUCUACGAUGGUCCAGACUCCCUCAGCACUCUGGUGGGCAGUUUCUUCGGCUCCCAGAUCCCGGAACGAAUCGAGAGCAGCUCCAACACGCUCUUCCUGGCAUUCCGCAGCGACGCCUCGCUCAGCAGCAGCGGCUUUGUCAUCCAGUACACAGAGAACCCGAGGGAGUCCUGCUUCGAGCCUGGGGCUGUGAGGAACGGUACGCGGGUGGGAUCAGAUCUCAAGCUGGGCUCCACCAUCACCUUCUACUGCGACAGCGGCUAUGUGGUGGAGGGCUUCUCCACUCUGACCUGCAUCGUGGGGGACGAUGGCAAGCCUGUCUGGAACCAGCCCCGGCCAGCUUGCGUGGCCCCCUGUGGAGGGCAGUACUCUGGCUCUGAUGGGGUGGUCCUGUCCCCAAACUACCCCGGUAAUUACUCCAGCGGACAGAGCUGUCUCUACUCCAUUGCGGUGCCCAAGGACUAUGUUGUGUUCGGGCAGUUUGCCUUCUUUCAGACGGCUCUGAAUGAUGUGGUUGAAGUGCAUGAUGGGCCUACCCAGCAGUCCCGGCUCCUCAGUUCUCUCUCUGGGUCCCACACAGGUGAGUCAGUGCCUCUGGCCUCCUCCAAUCAGAUCCUCAUCAAAUUCAGUGCCAGAGGUCACGCCACCUCCAGAGGAUUCCACUUUGCUUACCAAGCGGUUCCCCGCACUAGUGCCACCCAGUGCAGCUCAGUCCCGGAACCGCGAUAUGGGAAGCGGCUCGGGAAUGACUUCUCUGUCUCUGCUGUGGUCCGCUUCGAGUGUAACCCAGGGUACUCCCUGCAGGGCUCCGCCGCUAUCGAGUGCCUCACUGUGCUGGGAGCCCUGGCGCAGUGGAACAGCACAGUGCCCACCUGUGGGGUGCUGUGCGGGGGUAACCUCACUGAGAGGAGGGGCACUAUCCUGUCUCCAGGGUUCCCUGAGCCCUACCUCAACAGCCUCAACUGCGUGUGGAAGAUCACUGUCCCGGAGGGAGCUGGCAUUCAGAUCCAGGUGAUCAGCUUUGUGACGGAGCAGAACUGGGACUCUCUGGAGGUGUUUGACGGAGGAGACAACACAGACACCAUGCUGGGAAGCUUCUCAGGAACGGCUGUGCCAGCCCUCCUAAACAGCACUUCACACCAGCUUUACCUGCAUUUCUACUCUGAUAUUAGCGUGUCUGCUGCAGGCUUUCACCUGGAGUACAAGACUGUUGGUCUCUCCAGCUGCCCAGAGCCCCUCAUUCCCAGUAAUGGAGUGAAACUGGGUGACCGCUACCUGGUGAACGACGUGGUGUCAUUCCAGUGUGAGCCUGGAUACACGCUCCAGGGUCACUCCCAUAUAUCCUGUAUGCCUGGAACAGUACGUCGUUGGAAUUUCCCCCCGCCUCUCUGCAUUGCUCAGUGUGGUGGGACCGCCGAAGAGAUGGAGGGAGUGAUCCUGAGCCCGGGUUUUCCAGGCAACUACCCUAGCAACAGUGACUGCACCUGGAGAGUGUCCCUGCCCGUCAGCUUUGGUGCCCACAUUCAGUUCCUCAACUUCUCCACUGAGGCGAACCAUGACUUCAUCGAGAUCCGGAACGGGCCCUUCGAUACGAGCACUGUGAUUGGCCGGUUCAGCGGGCACGAGCUCCCGCCCUCCCUCCUCACCACCUCUCACGAGACGACGGUCUAUUUCCACAGCGACCACUCACAGAACAAGCCCGGGUUCAAAUUUGAGUACCAGGCCUAUGAGCUUCAGGAGUGCCUGGACCCGGAGCCCUUUGCCAACGGGGUUGUGAGUGGCGCUGGCUACAAUGUGGGCCAGUCCAUCUCUUUCGAGUGCCUGCCAGGCUACCAGCUCGUCGGGCAAGCCAUCCUCACCUGCCAGCAUGGGACCAACCGCAACUGGGAUUACCUGUUCCCCAGGUGUGAAGUCCCCUGCGGAGGGAACAUCACGUCCCACAGUGGCACGAUCUUUUCUCCAGGCUAUCCGAGUGAAUACCCCAACGCAGUGGACUGUACCUGGCUGUUAACUGUAGACCCGGGCUAUGGGAUCCGAGUGAACUUCACUUUGCUGCAGAUCGAGAGCCCAAACGACUUCAUCACCAUCUGGGAUGGUCCCCAGGAGGAUUCCCCGAAGCUGGGGGUUUUCACAGGGGGCAUGGCCAAGGAAUCUCCCCGCAGCUCCUCCAAUCAGAUCCUCAUCACCUUCCACAGUGACUCGGCCAACGGGGGGCUCUUCCUGCUCAACUACCAAGCCUAUCAACUUCGGUUGUGUCGCCCUCCACCCACCACCCCGAAUGCUGAAAUCUUGACUGCGAGUCAAGAGUUUAAAAUAGGUGAUAUUGUGCGCUACAGGUGCCUGCCUGGGUUCUUGCUGGUGGGUAAUGAGAUCCUGACCUGCAGACUGGGAACCUAUCUCCAGUUUGAAGGACCUCCUCCAACCUGUGAAGUACACUGCCCAAUGAAUGAGGUUCUGACGGCCUCCACAGGAGUGAUCCGGAGUCAGAGCGUGGCCGGCAGCUUCCCGCACUUCCAGACCUGCUCCUGGGUGGUGAAGUUGGAGCCGGGCUUCAACGUGUCGCUCAACAUUGAGCACUUCCAGAGCAACAGGCAGUACGAUGAACUGGAGAUCUUUGACG
Molecule: messenger RNA, 3226 nt
Organism: Polyodon spathula (Mississippi paddlefish)
Lineage: Eukaryota; Metazoa; Chordata; Actinopteri; Acipenseriformes; Polyodontidae
Product: CUB and sushi domain-containing protein 2-like
Exons: 22
Source: RefSeq, a predicted model, not a curated record